Molecule: messenger RNA, 4768 nt
Organism: Lemur catta (Ring-tailed lemur)
Lineage: Eukaryota; Metazoa; Chordata; Mammalia; Primates; Lemuridae
Gene: FANCD2
Product: FA complementation group D2
Exons: 44
Coding region: 205-4557 (1450 amino acids)
Biological process (GO): interstrand cross-link repair; homologous chromosome pairing at meiosis; mitotic intra-S DNA damage checkpoint signaling
Cellular component (GO): nucleus; condensed chromosome
Molecular function (GO): DNA polymerase binding
Source: RefSeq, a predicted model, not a curated record
GAAAGCUAGAGGUGACGACGGCUUGUCGGUGGGUGAGUGGAGCAGCGGUCGUACUCUCCCAAGGAAGGCCCCGCGCCCCUGCGGCCUAGUCACUAGGCCCAGGCUGAGCCCGGCUUUCCCCCUGGGGCUCUGUGCUUCUUCAUCUGCCCUAUCGUGGGAUAAUCCCCCCAGGAAGUAAUUUAUAGGCAAAAGACUUUGGUCAAAAUGGUUUCCAAAAGAAGAUUGUCAAAAUCUGAGGAUAAAGAGAGCCUGAUGGAAGAGGCUUCCAAAGCCAGGAAACAACCACUUUCCAAAAAGACAAAGAAAUCUCAUAUUCCCAAUGCAGUUGAAGAAAAUGAUAGUGUCUUUGUAAAACUUCUUAAGACAUCAGGAGUUAUUCUUAAAACCGGAGAGAGUCAGAAUCAACUAGCUGUGGAUCAAAUUAUUUUCCAAAAGAAGCUCUUUCAGACCCUGAGGAAACAUCCUUCUUAUCCCAAAAUAAUAGAAGAAUUUGUUAGUGGCCUGGAGUCUUACAUUGAGGACCAAGACAGCUUCAGGAACUGCCUUUUGUCUUGUGAACGUCUGCAGGAUGAGGAAGCCAGCAUGGGCACAUCUUACUCUAAGAGCCUUAUCAAACUGCUUCUGGGCAUUGACAUAUUACAGCCUGCCAUUAUCAAAACCUUAUUUGAGAAGUUGCCAGAAUUUCUUUUUGAAAAGAUGACCAGUGAUGGAAUCAACAUGCCUCGACUAAUUAUCAGUCAACUAAAAUGGCUUGACAGAGUUGUGGAUGGCAAGGACCUCACCACCAAGAUCAUGCAGCUGAUCAGUGUUGCUCCAGAGUACCUGCAGCAUGACUUCAUCACCAGCCUACCUGAGAUCCUAGGGGAUUCCCAACAUGCUGAUGUGGGGAAAGAACUCAGUGACUUACUGAUGGAGAAUACUUCACUCACUGUCCCUAUCCUGGAUGUCCUUUCUAGCCUCAGACUUGACCCAAACCUUCUCUCUAAGGUCCGCCAGUUGAUGAUGGGUAAGCUGUGUUCUGUCAGAUUGGAUGAUUUACCUGUGAUAAUCAAAUUCAUUCUUCAUUCCAUAACAGCCACGGAUGCACUUGAGGUAAUUUCUGAGCUUCGGGAGAAGUUGGAUCUGCAGCAUUGUAUUUUGCCAUCACGGUUACAAGCUUCCCAAAGCAAGUUGAAAAGUAAAGGACGACCAAGUUAUUCAGGAAAUCAAGAAAGCAGAGGUCAAGACUGUGUUAUUCUCCUCUUUGAUGUAAUAAAAUCAGCCGUUAGAUAUGAGAAAAUCAUUUCAGAAGCCUGGAUUAAGGCAAUUGAGAGCAUUGACUCAGUGUCUGAACACAAGAUUUUUGACCUGGCGAUGCUUCUCAUCAUCUAUAGCACCAACACUCAGACAAAGAAGUACAUUGAGAGGGUGCUAAGAAAUAAGAUUCGAUCAGGCUGCAUUCAGGAACAGUUGCUACAGAGUACAUUCUGUAUUCAUCACUUGGUUCUUAAAGAUGUUUGUCCAUCCAUUCUGUCGCUGGCUCAGAGCUUAUUUCACUCCCUAGACCAGAGUAUAAUUUCGUUUGGCAGUCUUCUAUACAAAUAUGCAUUUAAGUUUUUUGACACUUACUGCCAGCAGGAAGUCGUUGGUGCCCUAGUGACCCAUAUCUGCAGCGGUAAUGAAGCUGAAGUUGAUACUGCAUUGGAUGCCCUUCUAGAAUUGAUAUUACUAAACCCAUCUGCUAUGAGGCUGAAUUCUGUCUUUGUGAAGGGUAUUUUAGAUUACCUGGAUAAUAUGUCCCCUCAGCAAAUACGAAAACUCUUCUAUAUUCUCAGCACACUGGCAUUUAGCAAACAGCAUGAAGCCAGCAGCCACAUCCAGGAUGACAUGCACCUGGUGAUACGAAAGCAGCUCUCUAGCACCAUAUUCAAGUACAAACUCAUCGGGAUUAUUGGUGCUGUCACAAUGGCUAACAUCAUGGCUACAGACAGAAGUAGAUCUAAUUUGACUCAAGGGAGAACCGACCUGAGCAAUGAAGAGUGCACACAGGUGACCACCUUGCUGCAAUUGGUUCAUUCCUGUAGUGAGCAGUCUCCUUGGGCCUCUGCACUUUAUUAUGAUGAGUUUGCCAACCUGAUCCAAGGAGGAAAGCUGGCUCCAAAAGUCCUGGAAUGGGUUGGGCAGACCAUCUUUGAUGGUUUCCAAGAUGCCUUUGUGGUGGACUUCUGUGUUGUUCCAGAAGGUGACUUUUCAUUUCCUGUGAAAGCUCUCUACGGACUGGAAGAAUACAAUACUCGUGAUGGGAUCGCCAUCAACCUCCUGCCACUGUUGUUCUCUCAGGACUUAGCAAAAGAUGGGGGUCGCAUGACUUCACAGGAAUCAGGCCAAAAAUUGGUGUCUCCUUUGUGCCUGGCUCCCCAUUUCCGGUUGCUGAGACUUUGUGUGGAGAGACAACAUAACGGAAACUUGGAGGAGAUUGAUGGUCUACUAGAUUGUCCUGUGUUUCUCACUGACCUGGAGCCUGGUGAGAGGCUGAAGUCCAUGUCUGCUAAAGAGCAUUCAUUCAUGUGUUCACUCAUAUUUCUUACUCUCAACUGGUUUCGAGAGGUUGUGAAUGCCUUCUGCCAGCAAACAUCACCUGAGAUGAAGGGGAAGGUGCUCACCCGGUUGAAGCACAUUGUAGAACUACAGAAAAUCCUGGAAAAAUAUUUGGCAGUCACCCCAGACUAUGUCCCUCCUCUCGCAAACUUUGACUUAGAAACUUUAGAUGUGACACCUCAUACCAGUACUGCUGGUUCAGCAAAAAUCAGAAAAAAAGGAAAGAUAGGAGGAAGGAAGCGAAAAGCAGAUGGCAGCAAAACAUCCUCCCCUGACACACUUUCAAAAGAAGAUAAUUCAGAAUGCCACCCUACACCAUCUGAUAGAAGCCAGCUGAACAAGGAGUUCCCAGGGAAGGAAGAAAAAAUGUCAGUGUCACUACAGAAUUACCAUACUUUUUUCCGAGAGUUGGACAUUGAGGUGUUCUCUAUUCUGCAUUGUGGACUUGUGACCAAGUUCAUCUUAGAUACUGAAAUGCACACCGAAGCUACAGAAGUUGUGCAACUUGGGCCCCCUGAGCUGCUUUUCUUACUGGAAGAUCUUGCCCAGAAGGUGGAGAAUAUGCUGAUACCUCCUGUUGCCAGGAGAGUCCCCUUCCUCAAGAAUAAAGGAAGCCGGGAUAUUGGAUUCUCACAUCUUCGUCAGAGAUCUUCCCAAGAAAUUGCUCAUUGUGUUGUUCAACUGCUGACCCCAAUGUGUAACCAUCUAGAGAAUAUUCACAAUUAUUUUCAGUGCUUAGCCACUGAGAAUCAUGGUGUGGUUGAUGGACCAGGAGUGAAAGUUCAGGAGUACUACAUAAUGGCUUCCUGCUAUCAGAGGCUACUGCAGAUUUUUCUUGGGCUUUUUUCUUGGGGUGGAUUUUUUGAACCUGAAAAUCGUAAUUUACUAUACUCAGCCCUUGAGGUCCUUACUAGCCGACUGAAGCAGAGAGAACAUGAACAGCCCUUGGAGGAACUGCUUAGCCAGAGCUUCCAUUACUUGCAGAAUUUCCAUCACAGCAUUCCUAGUUUCCAGUGUGCUUUUUAUCUCAUCAGACUUUUGAUGGUCAUUUUGGAGAAAUCUACAGCUCCUGCUCAGAACAAAGAAAAAAUUGCUUCCCUGGCCAGACAGUUCCUCUGUCGGGUGUGGCCAAGUGGGGAGGAAAAGAACAACAUCUCAAGUGACCAGCUCCAUGCUUUGCUCUGUAUCUACCUGGAGCACACAGGCAGUGUUCUGAAGGCCAUAGAGGAGAUUGCUGGUGUUGGUGUCCCAGAACUGAUCAAUUCUCCGAAAGCUGCAUCUGCCUCCACAUUCCCUACACUGAGCAGGCACACCUUUGUCAUUUUCUUCCGUGUGAUGAUGGCUGAACUAGAGAAGACAGUGAGAGGUCUUCAGGCUGGCACAGCAGCAGACUCGCAGCAGAUUCAUGAAGAGAAGCUCCUCUAUUGGAACAUGGCUGUUCGAGACUUCAGUGUCCUCAUCAACCUGAUAAAGGUAUUUGAUAGUCGUCCUGUUCUGCAUGUGUGUUUGAAGUAUGGACGUCUCUUUGUGGAAGCAUUUCUGAAGCAAUGUAUGCCGCUCUUAGACUUCAGUUUUAGAAAACACCGGGAAGAUGUUCUGAGCUUACUGGAAACCUUCCAGCUGGACACAAGGCUGCUUCAUCACCUGUGUGGGCAUUCCAAGAUUCACCAGGACAUGAGACUCACCAAACAUGUGCCUUUGCUAAAAAAGACACUGGAGCUGUUAGUUUGCAGAGUCAAAGCCAUGCUCAUCCUUAACAAUUGCAGAGAGGCUUUCUGGCUGGGCAAUCUCAAAAACCGGGACUUGCAGGGUGAAGAGAUUAUAUCCCAGAAUUCCCAGGAGAGCACAGCAGAUGAGAGUGAGGAUGACAUGUCAUCCCAGGUCUCCAAAAGCAAAAUAACAGAGGAUGGUGAAGAAGAUGAAGCAAAUGCUGAAGAAAAGGAGCAAGAUAGUGAUGAAAUUUAUGAUGACUCCGAGUAGACCCCAGAGAGACUGUUGCUCCCUUCCCCAUCUGUGCCAUCGUAUGACCAUUUUGUGUUCAGGGCUUGAAAUCUGCUGUUUGCCUUAACUUAAUUGUGGAUUUCAUAGAUUGUCUAACAUCAAAGACCCAGGUUUCCCCUGUAGCAUUAUUUAUUAGUUUGGAUAAACACGGCAAUGCUACGCUAUAAAAUAAAAACUCUUUGAGUUGUGA